Molecule: messenger RNA, 984 nt
Organism: Guyanagaster necrorhizus
Lineage: Eukaryota; Fungi; Basidiomycota; Agaricomycetes; Agaricales; Physalacriaceae
Product: Molybdopterin binding protein
Exons: 6
Coding region: 1-984 (327 amino acids)
Biological process (GO): flavin-containing compound metabolic process
Molecular function (GO): FAD diphosphatase activity
Source: RefSeq, a predicted model, not a curated record
AUGCCAGCAAGGGAUUCAAGUAAUGGGCCGCCCAAGGUCGAUUUUAGUUUUGAAUUGUCCCCAAUACCGCCAAAUCCGCUGGGAGAGGGCAAGUGCAUUCGUACGGCGGCGGCGCUCAUCAUCGGAGAUGAGAUUCUGAAUGGCAAGACACUCGAGGCAAACUCGCACUUUUUCGCCAAGUACUGCUUUGAGCAUGGCAUCGAGCUGAAACGUAUAGAGGUCAUUUCAGACGACGAGAAUGAAAUCAUCGAGGCGAGCCGGCGCAUGGUGCAAAAUUACGACUUCGUGGUCACCAGCGGUGGCAUUGGUCCAACUCACGACGACAUCACGUAUGCUUCUCUUGCGAAGGCAUUUGGACAAAGCCUGGCUCAUCACACGGAGACACUGCGACGAUUGGACGAAAUGAACAAGCACCGACCAUGGAUAUUAUCGCAGACGACAUCACAGAGAGAAGCUACGAAACGAAUGGCUUUGUUCCCCGAGCGCGCCGAAGUCAUUUUUGUAGGGAGAGAUAUAUGGGUGCCGGUCGUCCGCCUCGAAGGCAAAUUAUGCAUAUUCCCAGGGAUACCUAAAUUGUUCCAAAUCAUGCUCACCCAACUCACACCGUUUUUACCCCUUCCGCCUCCAAGCGAGAGGCCCCUAAGAAUCCAGAUAUUCACAGACCGACCGGAAUCAAUGAUAGCACCGUAUCUGACCGCACUUCAAGCACGAUUGAAAUCCCAUGGUAUCCGAGUAGGCUCAUAUCCCGUCUUGGGCACCGGUGUAUUCGUCAGUCUCAUUGGACGGCCUGUAUUUAACAGCCCCGAAUGCAUCACCAAGGUAGUGAAGGAAGUGGAGAGAGAGAUUGGAGGCAAGAUUUACAACGAGAGUGAGGUGGCAGAGAAGAAGAGGCAGGCCUCUAUUGCACCUUUGAUGGGUUCGAGGGCAGUGACUACAUCCAACUUUACCUGCACUACUACGGAUCUCAUAAAGGCCAAGUUUUGA